Messenger RNA from Lates calcarifer (barramundi perch), 705 nucleotides. Its product is annotated as cerebellin-3. Gene Ontology annotation, molecular function: protein binding. NCBI's taxonomy places the organism in Eukaryota, Metazoa, Chordata, Actinopteri, Centropomidae. The coding region runs from base 90 to 584 and encodes 164 amino acids. The transcript has 3 exons. The record is from RefSeq and is a predicted model, not a curated record.
UGAAGGGACCCUUCAGAUCACAGCUUUGGAGACAGAGUGAAGACAAAAAACCUACUCACCAUCCCACCACGAGUGAUCAACCAACAGAGAUGGCAGAACUGGAAGCCAGAGUGAAGGCCUGCGAACAGAAGAUUGCAGAACUGACAGAAAAAGAGAAAACCAUCGUGGCAUUCAGUGCCGUGGCAGAUCAUGGUGGAGUCCAUGAAGCCUCCAGCAAACCGAUGCCUCUGGUUUACAACAAGCUGAUUACAAACAUUGGUGGUGGCUACAAUAAAUCUACAGGUGUGUUUGUUGCACAUGUUGCAGGUGUUUACUGUUUCAUCCUCUCCUACCACGCUGGAGGAAACAAAUAUGCAAACGUGUCACUGUACAAGAACGAACACCUGAUUGUUACUACAUCUGAUCAGGAACCCUCCAAAGACCCAACUAACAAUGGAGGAAAUGCAGUGGUCCUGGAGCUGAAGGAAAAGGACCAUGUGUAUGUUCGCAUGGGUGAAAAUUCUCAUGUUUGGGCAGGAGGCUACCACACCACCUUCAGCGGUUUUCUGGUCAGUCAAAUGAGAGAAUUGACCCCAGAAAAAUGAUUCCAGAAACCUGAGAUCAGUGAUGCAACUGCACUAAAAUUAAAAUGCAGGUUGAAACAGGUGACUGUUGAUGUCAUACUACUGUGUUUGCAACCAAAAUAAAUCAUCACUACAUGAGUCA